UAAAACUUUCUGAAGAACAAAAAAAAAUACAAAGACAUGUUCGUGAAGCUCCUCACCAUUUUCUUCUUCUUUUCCUUCACACUACUCUCUCAGUUCCCAAAAUCCUCUUCCCAAACUCUUGACUUCACGUACAAUGGCUUCCUUCCUCCACUAACCGAUAUAUCCCUCGAAGGUAUCGCCGCCGUCACACCCAACGGUCUCUUGAAACUAACCAACUACACCAUGCAGAAAACGGGUCACGCCUUCCACACCAAACCAGUCCGGUUCAAAGAUCUUCAAGACGGCACCGUUUCUUCCUUCUCCACGACUUUUGUCUUCUCUAUUCAUUCCGAGAUCCCGAGCCUUAGCGGCUACGGCAUGGCUUUCGUCAUCGCUCCUAACCCAAGGCUCCGUUACGCGACGGCAAGUCAAUACAUGGGUCUCUUCAACAUAACAAACGACGGUAAUGUCACUAAUCACGUGUUCGCUAUCGAGUUUGAUACGAUCCAGAGUCCAAAGUUCAAUGAUACGGACGAUAACCAUGUGGGAAUAGAUAUCAAUAGCUUGAUAUCUGUGGAGAGUUCGCCAGCUGGGUACUGGGACAAAAAUGGUCAGUUCAAGAACCUUUUAUUGAUCAGUGGCAGACGGAUGCAGGUUUGGGUUGAUUAUGAUGGCCUUACCCACCAGAUGGAUGUAACAAUGGCUCCCUACGCUAAGGACAAACCGAAAAAACCGCUUGUUUCUAUCGUCAGAGAUCUUUCUUCCGUUCUUCAGCAAGACAUGUUCGUAGGAUUCUCGUCUGCGACCGGUACUAUUGUGUCGGAAUAUUAUGUUCUCGGGUGGAGUUUUCGGGUGAAGGGCAAUGCUCGGCCGUUGGACUUAUCAAAACUUCCCAAACUUCCGAGGUGGGAGCCCAAAAGAAUAUACAGCAUCUACAAGACUUGGAUGCCAUCCGUUUGCAUAUUUUUUGUUCCCUUCUUGUUUAUUUCCACGCUCAUCAUACUCGUGCGCUUUGUAAUGAAGAGGAGGAGAAAGUUUAAGGAGGAGCUCGAAGAUUGGGAAACAAGGCUUGGGAAGAACCGAAUGAAGUUCAAGGACUUGUACUGUGCCACCAAAGGGUUCAAUGAGAGUGACCUUCUCGGAUCCGGUGGGUUUGGAACCGUUUACAGAGGUGUCAUGCCAAGGACAAAGAAAGAGAUCGCUGUGAAAAGAGUCUCCAACAAAUCCCAUCAAGGGUUGAAAGAGUUUGUGUCUGAGGUUGUGAGUAUUGGUCGGAUGGGUCAUCGGAACUUAGUCCCACUCCUGGGUUAUUGCCGCAGUAGAGACGAGCUUCUUCUGGUGUACGAGUACAUGCCUAAUGGAAGCUUAGACAAGUAUUUGCAUAAUAGUCCUCCAGAGGUAACUCUCGACUGGAAACAAAGGAUUAAAGUCAUUAAAGGUGUGGCAUCCGCCUUAUUCUACCUUCACGAGGAAUGGGAACAAGUGGUGAUUCACCGUGACAUCAAAGCCAGCAACGUCUUGUUAGACUCGGAGCACAAUGGGAGACUUGGGGAUUUCGGUUUAGCUCGAUUGUGCGGCCACGGGUCAGACCCUCAAACCACGCUAGUCGCUGGAACGUGGGGAUACCUAGCCCCUGAUCACGUCAGGACAGGACGGGCCACUACUGCUACCGAUAUUUUUGCGUUUGGGGUGCUUUUACUAGAAGUAGCAUGCGGUAGACGUCCUAUCGAGAUUCGGAACGAGAAUGGUGAGAGGGUCUUUAUUUUGGAUUGGGUUUUGGGAUUUUGGAGUGAGGGAAAUAUCUUGGACGCCAAGGACCCAAAGAUAGGGACGGAAUAUGACCGAACAGAGGUCGAAAUGGUUUUGAAGCUAGGUUUGAUGUGCACUCACUCCAACCCACAUGAUAGACCAGCUAUGAGACAAGUGUUACAUUAUCUCAUGGGAGAUGCAAUAUUACCAGAUUUGUCCCCUUUGGACUUGGGUGGGAAUGAGAUGUUGGAAAUCCACCACGAACUUAGCGAGACAGGCAUGUUCACAUGUGGGUCUUCGAUGGUUAAUUCUAUAGUCUCCGCUUCCAGUGGGAGGUGAAUUUUCAAUAUUUCAACGUUUGUGACUCGAGCACCACCCCUAGUGGUAGGUAGAGAUACUAAUUCAAGUAUCUCAAUAAUAAAAUAUCAAUACUUUU
This is a messenger RNA of Raphanus sativus (radish), 2164 nucleotides long. RefSeq names its product L-type lectin-domain containing receptor kinase IV.4-like. Gene Ontology annotation, molecular function: ATP binding; carbohydrate binding; protein kinase activity. The record is from RefSeq and is a predicted model, not a curated record. The coding region runs from base 37 to 2067 and encodes 676 amino acids. The transcript has a single exon. Gene Ontology annotation, cellular component: plasma membrane. NCBI's taxonomy places the organism in Eukaryota, Viridiplantae, Streptophyta, Magnoliopsida, Brassicales, Brassicaceae. Gene Ontology annotation, biological process: protein phosphorylation.